AUGGAGAGAAGAGUGGGGAUUAUUGGAGCAGGAACCAGUGGUCUUCUUGCCUGCAAAUACUUAGUAGAGAAGGGAUUUCAUCCAGUCGUCUUUGAGGCUGAAGAUGGCAUAGGAGGACUCUGGAGGCACACAAUUGAGUCUACCAAACUUCAGAACAGCAGGGAAUCUUACAGGUUUUCUGAUUUUCCAUGGGAUUCUUCUGUCAAAGAAGAGAAUCCAAGUAGCCUCCAGGUUUUGCAGUAUUUGGAUUCCUAUGCUCAAAAGUUUGGGAUCUUAUCUCACAUCAGAUUCAACUCUAAAGUCAUCGAUAUUGACUAUGUUGGCGAGGUUACUGAAGAAAUUACCGAGUCUUGGGAUUUGUGGGGUGGAACUGGCAAGCCCUUUGGCUCUAAGGGAAAAUGGCACCUUCAAGUGCAAGAUACAGAGAGUCUUUCCACCGAGGUGUAUGAGGUUGAAUUUGUGGUUCUGUGCAUUGGAAAAUAUAGUGGUGUGCCAAACAUACCUAAAUUCCCUGCAGGACAAGGCCCGGAAGUGUUCAAAGGUCAGGUCAUACACUCAAUGGACUUCUCUUCAAUGGCAAAUGAGGAUGCUGCUAAAUUGAUCAAAUCAAAGAGAGUUACAGUAAUAGGCUCCCAGAAAUCUGCCUAUGAUGUAGUAGCUGAGUGUGCAUCUGCAAAUGGAAUCAAGCAGCCCUGCACCAUGGUUCAAAGGACAGUACACUGGUUUCUCCCAGAUUUUAAUAUUUGGGGAAUUAAUCUUGCAUUCUUGUACUUCAAUCGCUUUUCUGAGUUUUUGUUUCACAAACCUGGUGAAUCCUUCUUCCUAAGCCUUGUGGCUACUCUCUUCGCCCCAUUGAGAUGGGCAAUCUCAAAGUUUGUCGAGUCAAACCUCAGAUGGAGGCUGCCACUAGACAAAUUUGGAUUGGUACCCAAUGACAGCUUUCUUCAAGGACUCUCUUCAUGUCAGAUUGGAAUUCUUCCUCAAAAUUUUUAUGAUAGAGUAAAAGAAGGAAGCAUCAUUAUAAAGAGAUCAGAGGGCUUUAAGUUCUGCAAAGAAGGUUUAAUCAUUGAUGGAGAUUCAAAACCCAUAGAGACAGAUCUGGUGAUUCUUGCUACAGGGUUCAGAGGUGACCAAAAGCUCAGAAACAUCUUCAAGUCUCCAUUAUUCCAAAAUCACAUAGCCCCGUCAGCUAAGUCCUCAGUUCCAUUAUACAGACAAAUACUUCAUGCCAGAAUCCCACAAGUAGCAAUAAUAGGAUUUGCAGAGGGACUCUCAAAUCUCUUUGCUUUUGAAAUGAGGUGCAAGUGGCUAGCAAGCUUUCUGGAUGGAAGCAUUGAACUGCCCAGUGUGAGAGAAAUGGAAAAGGAAGUUAAGAUUUGGGAAGAUAGUAUGAAACUGUAUGGUGGGAAGUAUUAUUGGAAGUCAUGUAUCACCAAUUGCCAUAUUUGGUACAAUGACCAACUCUGCAAGGAUAUGGGAUGUAACCCCAGAAGAAAGAAAGGAUUUUUCGCAGAACUUUUCCUACCUUAUGGACCCACUGAUUAUAUGGGCCUUUCCACUAAAUGAUCAAUUUGUGUAUCUUGUUUCCCUGAUGAACAAUAAAGCUUUCUGCGUGUUAUUUUUACACAAUAAAAUUUCUUCAUCUUAGUUUAGAUUUGCAUGAUCUCAGUUUCAGUCAAUCUCAUCGCAAAUCAUGUAUUCUAA
This is a messenger RNA of Neltuma alba, 1704 nucleotides long. RefSeq names its product probable flavin-containing monooxygenase 1. Bases 1 to 1566 code for a protein of 521 amino acids. The transcript has 5 exons. Lineage: Eukaryota; Viridiplantae; Streptophyta; Magnoliopsida; Fabales; Fabaceae. The record is from RefSeq and is a predicted model, not a curated record. Gene Ontology annotation, molecular function: flavin adenine dinucleotide binding; N,N-dimethylaniline monooxygenase activity; NADP binding.